AUGGGCACCAUUUCUAGAAGGCAUGAGAUACCAUUGAGAAACAUACUUGAAGUUGAGAUCUUUGAUGUCUGGGGGAUAGACUUCAUGAGACCAUUCCCAUCGUCCCGUGGAUAUCAAUACAUCUUAGUGGCAAUGGACUACGUGUCCAAGUUGGUAGAGGCAGUUGCAUUACCAUCUAAUGAUGCAAAGUUCAGUGUGAAAUUUGUUGGCCAAAUAUGGGGUAAGACACAAAGUAUCUGUAGCGUAUCAUCCCAGACUAGUGGGCAGGUAGAAGUGUAUAAUAGAGAAGUGCAGCAGAUUCUCCAAAAGACUGUGAAUGCCCAAAGGAAAGAUUGGGCUGAUAAGUUAGAUGAUGCUUUGUGGGCAUACCGGACUGUAUACAAGACACCGAUAGGGACUUCUCCUUAUCGAAUGGUGUUUGGAAAAAUAUGUUACCUCCUAGCUGAAUUGGAGCAUAAGGCAUACUGGGAGAUCAAAAAGUUGAAUCUGGAUGCUGAGUUAGCUGGAAAGAAAAGGAUAACGCAGUUGCAUAAGUUAGAAGAGUUCAGGGUUCACGCCUAUGAGAAUGCUAAGCUUUAUAAAGAGAAGACCAAAAGCUGGCAUGACAAGCAUAUUGUGUCACGCACCUUUGAGCCUGGUCAAUUAGUGCUGCUAUUUAACUCACGAUUGAAGUUGUUCCCCGGAAAGCUUCGAUCUAAGUGGAGUGAUCCGUUUGAAGUUGUGAGGAUGACCCAACAUGGUGCGGUGGAGCUAAGGAACAAGGAUAAAAUCUCUACUUUCCUUGUGAAUGGGCAGCGAGUAAAGCACUACUUUGGAAAUGAUGUUGAUCGUGAGCUUGAAGCGCUCACAUUGAAUGAUGAAUAA
This is a messenger RNA of Solanum stenotomum, 864 nucleotides long. RefSeq lists its product as uncharacterized. The transcript has 2 exons. Gene Ontology annotation, molecular function: nucleic acid binding. NCBI's taxonomy places the organism in Eukaryota, Viridiplantae, Streptophyta, Magnoliopsida, Solanales, Solanaceae. The record is from RefSeq and is a predicted model, not a curated record. Bases 1 to 864 code for a protein of 287 amino acids.